Messenger RNA from Helobdella robusta, 375 nucleotides. RefSeq lists its product as hypothetical. Bases 1 to 375 code for a protein of 124 amino acids. Gene Ontology annotation, molecular function: phosphatase activity. The transcript is spliced from 4 exons. The record is from RefSeq and is a predicted model, not a curated record. Gene Ontology annotation, biological process: dephosphorylation. NCBI's taxonomy places the organism in Eukaryota, Metazoa, Annelida, Clitellata, Rhynchobdellida, Glossiphoniidae.
AUGGACAUCUUGGUCAUCGUAAUCAUCACUCAGCAUGGUGUGGAGCAGAUGAACAAUGUUGGAAAGUUUACAAGACUUCGCUAUGUUGAGGGGCGGCCUUACACGUUUCUUAGCAGUUCGUACAGGAGGACAGAGAUGUAUGCACAAAGUUCCGAUGUCGAUCGAACUCUCAUGAGUUCACAGUCCUUUCUUGACAGUUUGUACCCAUUGAAGAGCAGUGGUCAGCAUUUCCUGCCCAUCCCUGUCCACACCAAACAGGCCUCUCUCGAUAAGGAGCUGCUGAACGACGGUUGCAGGGAGUACGAUGUUGUCUUGGGGCAGGUGAUCAGUUCUCAAGAAGUUGAAGAUAUGAGGAGAGAUCAUUUGAGAAAUUAG